GGCCCAUGGUGCGCCCGUGUCCGUCGGUCGGGCCGCGCGGGCGGCUCCGCGCGUGGCCCGGCGCUCGCGAGCUCGCCCCCUCGCUGCGGGCCAGGCCCGCCCGCUGCCGCCGCCUCCUCCCCCGGGGCGGCGCGGCGCCGGCGGGCGGCGGCGCGGAGGCCGGACCGGGCGGCGGCCCAGGCGGCGCAGGGGGCGCGGCGGCCAAGGCAGGCGGCGCGGGCGACAUGACGGACAACAUCCCGCUGCAGCCGGUGCGCCAGAAGAAGCGGAUGGACAGCAGGCCCCGCGCCGGGUGCUGUGAGUGGCUGAGAUGCUGUGGUGCAGGAGAGCCCAGGCCCCGCACGGUCUGGUUGGGGCAUCCCGAGAAGAGGGACCAGAGGUACCCUCGGAAUGUCAUCAACAAUCAGAAGUACAACUUCUUCACCUUUUUGCCUGGGGUGCUGUUUAACCAGUUCAAAUACUUCUUCAACCUCUACUUCUUGCUUCUCGCCUGCUCCCAGUUCGUCCCUGAAAUGCGGCUCGGCGCGCUCUACACCUACUGGGUCCCCCUGGGCUUCGUGCUGGCCGUCACCAUCAUCCGGGAGGCGGUGGAGGAGAUCCGAUGCUACCUCCGGGACAAGGAAGUCAACUCGCAGGUCUACAGCCGACUCACAGCAAGAGGGACAGUGAAGGUGAAGAGCUGCAGCAUCCAGGUUGGAGAUCUUAUCAUCGUGGAAAAGAACCAGCGGGUCCCUGCUGACAUGAUCUUCCUGAGGACAUCAGAAAAAAACGGGUCUUGCUUCUUGCGGACGGAUCAGCUGGACGGGGAGACGGACUGGAAGCUUCGGCUUCCUGUGGCCUGCACGCAGAGGCUGCCCACUGCCGCCGAUCUUCUUCAGAUUCGAUCGUAUGUCUACGCCGAAGAGCCGAACAUCGACAUCCACAACUUCGUGGGCACUUUUACCAGAGAGGACAGCGACCCUCCAAUCAGCGAGAGCCUGAGCAUAGAGAACACGCUCUGGGCCGGCACGGUCAUCGCGUCAGGUACCGUUGUGGGUGUUGUUCUUUACACGGGGAGAGAGCUCCGGAGUGUCAUGAACACCUCUAACCCUCGAAGUAAGAUCGGCCUGUUUGACCUGGAAGUGAACUGCCUCACAAAGAUCCUCUUCGGAGCUCUGGUGGUGGUGUCACUGGUCAUGGUGGCCCUGCAGCACUUUGCCGGACGUUGGUACCUGCAGAUCAUCCGCUUCCUCCUCUUGUUUUCCAACAUCAUUCCCAUCAGCCUGCGUGUGAACCUGGACAUGGGCAAGAUCGUGUACAGCUGGGUGAUCCGCCGGGAUUCCAAGAUCCCCGGCACCGUGGUGCGCUCCAGCACGAUUCCGGAGCAGCUGGGGCGGAUCUCCUACCUACUCACGGAUAAGACCGGAACACUCACCCAGAAUGAGAUGGUUUUCAAGCGGCUCCAUCUGGGCACCGUGGCCUAUGGACUCGACUCAAUGGAUGAAGUUCAAAGCCACAUUUUUAGUAUUUACACCCAGCAGCCCCAGGACCCGCCGGCUCAGAAGGGCCCAGCGCUCACCACCAAAGUACGGAGGACCAUGAGCAGCCGUGUGCACGAGGCCGUCAAGGCCAUCGCGCUCUGCCACAACGUGACCCCCGUGUACGAGUCCAACGGCGUGACUGACCAGGCCGAGGCCGAGAAGCAGUACGAGGACUCCUGCCGCGUGUACCAGGCGUCCAGCCCGGACGAGGUGGCCCUGGUGCAGUGGACCGAGAGUGUGGGCUUAACGCUUGUGGGCCGCGACCAGUCGUCCAUGCAGCUGAGGACCCCUGGCGACCAGAUCCUGAACUUCACCAUCUUGCAGAUCUUCCCUUUCACCUACGAGAGCAAACGCAUGGGCAUCAUCGUGAGGGAUGAGUCAACUGGAGAGAUUACGUUUUACAUGAAGGGAGCGGAUGUCGUCAUGGCUGGCAUCGUGCAGUACAACGACUGGCUGGAGGAAGAGUGUGGAAACAUGGCCCGGGAAGGGCUGCGGGUGCUCGUGGUGGCAAAGAAGUCGCUGGCGGAGGAGCAGUAUCAGGACUUUGAGGCCCGCUACGUCCAGGCCAAGCUGAGCGUGCACGACCGCUCCCUCAAAGUGGCCACGGUGAUCGAGAGCCUGGAGAUGGAGAUGGAGCUGCUGUGCCUGACGGGGGUGGAGGACCAGCUGCAGGCAGACGUCAGGCCCACCCUGGAGACCCUGAGGAACGCCGGCAUCAAGGUUUGGAUGCUGACGGGGGACAAGCUGGAGACAGCCACAUGCACAGCCAAGAAUGCACAUCUGGUGACCAGAAACCAAGACAUCCACAUUUUUCGGCUGGUGACCAACCGCGGCGAGGCCCACCUUGAGCUGAACGCCUUCCGCAGGAAGCACGACUGCGCCCUGGUCAUCUCCGGAGACUCCCUGGAGGUUUGCCUCAAGUACUACGAGUACGAGUUCAUGGAGCUGGCCUGCCAGUGCCCGGCCGUGGUCUGCUGCCGCUGUGCGCCCACCCAGAAGGCCCAGAUCGUGCGCCUGCUGCAGGAGCGCACCGGGAAGCUCACCUGCGCAGUAGGGGACGGAGGCAAUGAUGUCAGUAUGAUCCAGGAGUCCGACUGUGGCGUGGGCGUCGAGGGAAAGGAAGGCAAGCAGGCUUCGCUGGCCGCAGACUUCUCCAUCACUCAGUUCAAGCACCUCGGCCGGCUGCUCAUGGUGCACGGCCGCAACAGCUACAAGCGCUCGGCCGCCCUCAGCCAGUUUGUGAUCCACAGGAGCCUCUGCAUCAGCACCAUGCAGGCUGUCUUUUCCUCUGUGUUUUACUUUGCCUCCGUUCCUCUCUAUCAAGGAUUCCUCAUCAUUGGGUACUCCACCAUUUACACCAUGUUUCCCGUGUUUUCUCUGGUUCUGGACAAAGAUGUCAAGUCAGAAGUCGCCAUGCUGUACCCCGAGCUCUACAAGGAUCUCCUCAAGGGGCGGCCGUUGUCCUACAAGACAUUCUUAAUCUGGGUUUUGAUCAGCAUCUAUCAAGGGAGCACCAUCAUGUACGGGGCGCUGCUGCUCUUUGAGUCGGAGUUCGUGCACAUCGUGGCGAUUUCCUUCACGUCGCUGAUCCUCACGGAGCUGCUGAUGGUGGCCUUGACCAUCCAGACCUGGCACUGGCUUAUGACGGUGGCGGAGCUGCUCAGCCUGGCCUGCUACAUUGCUUCCCUGGUGUUCCUGCAUGAGUUUAUUGACGUGUACUUCAUCGCCACCUUGUCGUUCCUGUGGAAGGUGUCUGUCAUCACGCUGGUCAGCUGCCUGCCCCUCUACGUCCUCAAGUACCUGCGACGACGGUUCUCCCCUCCCAGCUACUCGAAGCUCACGUCCUAGGCCGUGUGCUGGGCAGAGGACCCGGUCUUUCCCGGCGGGCGGAGUUCAAGUUGCGUUUCUACGACCCGCCGUCUGUGGAUUGUGCAGCAGCGGCUCCCCGGCGCAGCGCCCCCCACCCCGUGAAGAGGCUCUGCGCGUCCUCGGGGCCCCAACACCCGGGAGACAGGAGGGGGGGCUCCUCGGCGGUGCCCACGCCAGCCUGGCUGCACCUCUGGGGAUGCGGAGUCGGGUGAACGUGACCGCAUGAACACUGGUGACUCGGCCGAGAGAUUUGCGUAUGGGGUCACUAUGCAGGCCUCCUCGUGACUUGAAUUUUGUUGUCCUGUGAUAAAAGUGGCUGUCUCGUGGAAGAUGGUAGCGGGCGUUUCGUUGUUGGUGUUUUCAGCAACCCUAAUGUGUGUGCCCUUUUUGCGUCUUUCUGCUCUUCAAAAGCUGGUUUCAGAGCAAGAUGAAGCUCUUGGUGUAGGUUUGGGGGGAAAGACAGUGAUGUUUGGUAAAAAGUUAACCAGAUGAUAAUCUCAACUUGGAAACGCUAAGUAUCCUCUUUAAGGCAGCCUUGCUCCCUGAAAUGGUGCUGGAUUCCCAGGAUCACAGAAAAGUGAACGAGGAGAGUGCGCGCGCGCGACGUAAAUCUAACACGUCACCCUUGUUCUGAUUCAGCAUCUGCAGCCCCGGAGUUAACUUCACCUGCCACCUCGUAAAAAAGUUUCUGAGGUGUUGUCUUGCUUUGUUCAGACCUGGUAUUGAUUAUAAAGCCCGGGGCUGUCUGAGGACACCCUCAGGCAUUUUCAGCAGCCUUGUCUUAGCAGGAAACGUGCCACUGAGCAGCCCCUAAAUGUGUCGACAGUGUGAUAAGAGACUGGGCUCAUUCUUCAGACAGCGCAGCACAUGUGGCUCAGACCUUCCAAGUCCAAAGUGAAAGGGUCAGGGACUGGGCUCUGCCACCGAAUCUGUUUCCUGUUAGGAGGAGUCACCCAGGACAGAGGGACAGAGGCAGAGGCAUCUCCGAGCAUUACCACUCAUCAGUGGCAGCUUCGAGCAAGGAGCCCCACUGGGAGGGGACCGGGCUCCGUCCUGCUGCCUGCGGGUUUCUGGGGUGGGGGGGAACUGGCUGAAAGGCAGCCGGGAAUAGAGAUGCUUCUCCCCUCCGGGCUGGGGCCCAGGCGGGUGUGUUUCUUAUAAAGCUGUGGCUUCUUGUUUCAGAGCAAGAGGAGAAUUUGCAAGCACUGGACGUGGCAGGGCAAGGCUUUCUGGGGUUUUCAAGUCUCUCCUGGCAGAAGCCACAUGUGCAUGUGCCCUAACGGUCAAGCUGCUGGAUCUGCAGGAGCUGACUUGUGAGAGCUUUGGUUUGUGAUUGAGUCUUUAUGAGUCUGUACCUUCCACCCCGUCAGCCCGGUACUUCCUCAUGUGCUUCACAGGUAUAGGUUAUGGCCAGCACCCGAGCUAGGGUAGGCGCGCUCUCGGAGAGCUGGGGACCCGAGGAGCAGAUGGUCCUCGACUUCGGAGCCCUCGCCAUGCUCAUGUAUUUCUGUUGCCCUUUUACAGCUUUCCAGAAUAACAGUACGUCAUGGGCACGGGUAAAUUAGCUGUGACAUCACGUCUCUUUGUGUUUCAAGCUUGCAGUUUUGCAGUAUUUCCCCCCUUCUGUUCCAGCCAUCUCUGCCACACAGAAAGCAUCUACAGAAAAUAAACGUUGUGUUGAAUGCAUGGUUAUUUAAGACGAAGAUCUUUGUCCAAAACUUUGAGAAAGGGUGAGCCAGUCUGACUUUUUAGCUGGGUGGCUCAUGUGCUUUCAGAGGUGGAGCGGCGGAAAGGUGUGCCCAGCAUCUUUGCACCUGUCAGCUUGGAAGUCAGCCUGUAAAACUGAGAGUCUAAAGGUAGUUCUGCUCUGAGUUCCCAAACCCUGAACUUGACCUUGUUCACAGACCGGUGGUGGCUCCUGCAGGUAGGUCUUGAUUGUGGAUCCCUCGUUGGGAAAUGUUUAUAUGUUUCCAGCAGAGACGGGGAAAGAAAAUGGCCUCUUUCCCUUAAUUCCCAAAUGUGAUCGGAGCCGUGCCUAGAAGUCACAGGUGCCCAUUUCUGCUGUCAGUGUCGUCUCAACCACACCCUGUCCAGGCUGUCCUGGGGGAGGCAGUCCAGGGCGAGAGGCAGCCGUGGCCGUGUUGGAGAGCCACCUCGCCUGCGGGCAGCCUGCUCGCACCCCCUGCUUCAGGUCCUGAGUGUCUGGGCCUGAUGCGCCUGCUUCUCCAACCCCGGAGCCCCCCCCCGGGGCGGGAGCCCGGAGUCACAGAGAAGGUCUGCCCCUGCCCUGCACGCAGCAGGCUGCACCCCGGCAGGGCACCAGCACACACGGUGCUUUCCUGGCGGGGAGGUGGGCAGAAGGCAGAGAAACUUCAAACCCCAAACCUGAGCUGUCGUACGCACAGGACACUCCUGAGUUCUUAAACCUUAAGCAGAAGGAUUCUGUUCACCGGUCGGGAAGGAGCCGAGGAGACAGCCUGGACACCGUAAGACGCCCCUCGCCUUGGAACUCAGUGGCCCCAAGUCUCCGACAGCCAGUUUAAUGUGAGGCCAGAGGCCCCCGGGCACACAGCGCGGUUUAAAUACUUUUCCUCAAAGAAAAAAUGACCACUCCCCCUGCCCUUCAACCAUACUAGGUGUUUUCUGUCAAAAUAGCUGACUUUUAUUAUUUUACGGUUAUUCUUCUUAUGGUUUUGGAUGAGGUUGUGUGCGUGGGAAAGCGAGGGAUCCGUUUGGCAUCUCUUUCUCCUUCCUACCCACCUCCCUUCUUUUGGGAAAAUGACCAGACCGUCUUCUCCAUCUCCCCCCCCCCCCCGUCUUUAUGGCCGCACCUGUGGCCUAUGGAAGUUCCCAGGCUAGGGGUCGAAUCAGAGCUGCAAUGGCCAGGCUACACCACAGCCACUCGGGGGCCGAGCCUCAUCUGCCACCUACACUGCAGCUUGCCGCAAUGCCAGAUCCUUAACCCACUGAGCAAGGCCAGGGAUCGAACCUGCAUCCUCAUGGAUACUAUGGUGGGUUCUUAACCCACUGAGCCACAGUGGGAAUUUCCAAGCCUCUCCAUCUUGAGGGAUUUCUUCUUUCUGCCCGUCUAAUUUUGCGAACGGGCACGUGCAUUUGAGUGUGUUGUCAUUGGUGCUUGAUGCGACUGGAUGGCACUGACUCGGGCUGCUUGGGGCAAAGGACUUCACUCCAGUGCGGUGAAGAGCCUCUGGGGCCCAGCUGGGCAUUGGAACAAACCAUCUGUGUAUAGCCACCUGCAGCUGGGAGGCCCGGAGCAGGAUUCCUCCCACUUUUAGCUUUAUUAUAUCCAGAUCCCAGACUCGAUUCCUUUAAGUGAAACCCUUUUUCGUAGCCGUGAUCUUAAAGAUCAGCGUCUGAUUACCCAUUCCUCCAUGUUUUCUGCUGAAAGUUUGGGUUAUACUGACAAUAUUUUUGAGUGUAUUUUGGCUUUUGUGCUCAUUGGAAAUUGACACGAUUGUGCCUGUUUUUCUUCCUCCAGACCUUUGCUUUUAUACUCUCUUUUGCUUUUAUUGGGGUGGGGUUGGGAACGCGGUCACGCCUUCAUGGGGCAGCAUUUUAAACCUCUGCCGAAACUGCAGAUGGACCUACACGUUCUUGUGCCCCGUCCGACUUGAGGUCACAGCCAUCAACCGUUUGUAUCCUUGACCUUUUUUGUGUGUUCGAAACGUGUGUACGUGUGUUUGAGGUCACCUCAAGUGUUUUGAAGACUUUCUUGGUUUUAUUGCAUUAAAGUCCCGUCCCUCUUGGCUUUGUUCUCAUUAAGAAAUAUACAAGGAGCUUUACAGCUUUUUUUCCGUCUCCCUUUCUCUUAAUGUAAAACUUUCUUGCAGUUGUUGAUAUAUACUUCUUAGGAAAGAUUUCCAUUUACUCUGUCCAUUCCAUCUUGGAAAAAAAACGUACUUUGUGCUUUGCGGCGGAACCGAGACACACGUGAGCAGCCCUGCUCGUAUUUGGAGCCGUGCGGCACCGUCUCAUGGAGCUCGUCAUCCCCGUGGCUCUGUCUUCCCCAAGGCUGUGUGGCUGGAGACACUGUCUCUUGGUGUCACUGGGCAGUGUCCCUGAAUAUUGUAUUUGUGGGGGGCAGGUGGGGAGCGUGGCAUUUGUCCCCCAGCUUGCGGCUCCUGUGUUAUCUCGUUGGCGUGGGGGGGACCGUGAACUUCUCGAGGUCUCCUUGACGUCCUCAGUAAUAGGUUAUCUGUGAUCCUCAUGGCAAGUGUUCACCAGGACAGCACUUUUUGAUUAGAGGGAAGCUCUGGUACAGAGCUUGAAUGUAGCAGGAACUCCCAGAUGAUUUAAAUUCUUGAUCCUGUGAUGACACGUGAUCCUGCGUGAUUUGAGCGGUUCAACUUUCAUUGUCUGCCAGCGUGGCUUGUCGCUGUUGCCCAAUAAAGCUUGUGUACUUUCUGC
This is a messenger RNA of Sus scrofa (pig), 7817 nucleotides long. RefSeq names its product ATPase phospholipid transporting 9A (gene ATP9A). Gene Ontology annotation, cellular component: endosome; trans-Golgi network; plasma membrane. NCBI's taxonomy places the organism in Eukaryota, Metazoa, Chordata, Mammalia, Artiodactyla, Suidae. Gene Ontology annotation, molecular function: ATP binding; ATP hydrolysis activity; magnesium ion binding. The record is from RefSeq and is marked provisional. Gene Ontology annotation, biological process: phospholipid translocation; endocytosis; retrograde vesicle-mediated transport, Golgi to endoplasmic reticulum.